Trematosphaeria pertusa is the source of this 1627-nucleotide messenger RNA. RefSeq names its product putative Zn(II)2Cys6 transcription factor-like protein. Gene Ontology annotation, molecular function: transcription cis-regulatory region binding; DNA-binding transcription factor activity, RNA polymerase II-specific; zinc ion binding. Bases 137 to 1552 code for a protein of 471 amino acids. Gene Ontology annotation, cellular component: nucleus. The record is from RefSeq and is a predicted model, not a curated record. Gene Ontology annotation, biological process: positive regulation of transcription by RNA polymerase II. Lineage: Eukaryota; Fungi; Ascomycota; Dothideomycetes; Pleosporales; Trematosphaeriaceae. The transcript has a single exon.
CCCUUCCCUCCAUAUUUCGACUGCGACUCACGACUCAGCAACUGACCGACGACGUUCGCUGGUACCUACAGCGCUCUCCAUACAUGAACUGCCCACGCAUCUCCACGCACAUGGUUCCAGGUCUCGCCUCCCCAUCAUGGGCGAGCAAAAGCCCAGGCAGCGGAAGUUUGCUCCGCGCUCCCGGCAAGGCUGCUUGACGUGCAGGGCGCGGAGGAAGCGGUGCGAUGGGAAGCGUCCGGACUGCCAGAACUGCACGCGCCUCAACCUGGUGUGCGAAUGGCAGAGUCAGCGCCAGAUUGUCCACGAAUCCUCGUCCUCAUCACCUCAGCCUAGCCCGCUCCCAUCGGACAGCUUGAUCGGUCCGCUACGGUCGUCAAUGGACCUGUGGGACGAUCUUCCCAAAGAUGAAGCCGCUGAGAGAAAGCACCUCCUUCGCUACUAUGUCGAAGCUUUUGUCCCGAGCGUUUCCGUCGCGACUACGCCGUCGAGCUUCUACACAUCGCUCUACAUCCCUUGGGCCUUUGAGUCAACAGGAAUGCUGGACGCCAUCAUGGCUCUGUCGUCCGCUCAGCUUGCCAGACGUACCUCAAAUACCGAUAGGGCGCUGCAUCUUCGGAGUCUGUCGGCAAAGCAUCAGCGCAAGUGCCAUGCCUUCUUGGCCGACCGCGUACCUCGGAACGGCGGACCGCCCCGGGACGCCUACCAAGUGAUUGGCAUCAUCCUGCUUCUUGUUGGACUGGAAGCCCUCAAUGGAGAGAAGAGCACAAGGUGGCUUUCUCAGAUGAAAUGCGUAAGAGGGAUCCUUGGCCUGCUCUCGCGCGACCAGAACACCUUCAACUCUUGGGAAGUCGACUCACUCCGCAGGCACUUCACUUACCACAACGCAAUGGCAUCCCUCAUGGCUAAGGUGUCGAAACGCGAUGCUCAAAGCUCUGCGGAGAGCUGCGACAUGUCCGUUGCAUGUCCGCCAGAAGGGCCCCUUACCGUCGACCCACUGAUGGGCAUAUCGUACUACUUGUGCGGGCUGAUCUCGCGAAUCCAGUACGUCACUUCUGCGAGUCCGGCUUUCCCGGCCAUCUCCGAAGCCGCAUUCAACUCAAUUGAGCGCGACCUCCAGGAGUGGAGAUAUGGAAGCCCCUUCGACCUACCCGGCGUUGAUCUCCCAAUCGCUCUUGAUCUCGUCGCGCUUGCGGAAUCUUAUCGCCUCGCCGCACUUAUUCAACUGUACCGCACCUCCGAAACGCACAAGUCUCUCAUUCCGUCCUGCGCGUCGCGGGCUAUGGAGUUCAUGUCGCGGAUCCCACCGGGUAGUCCCGCAGAGUCAAGCAUGCUCUACCCGAUUUUCCUGGCUGGCGCAGAGCUCAACGAUGAGCCCGAAAUCUCCAAGUGCUUCAAGCGACUGGCCGAAAUCCAAGCGCGGAAUCGCUAUGAGAAUAUCAUCAACGUCCAGAAGGUAUUGGAAGAGGUGUGGAGACCUGUGCUGAAUGGCGCGCAGAAGCGGGACUGGGAGGAUGUGCUACAAGAGUGGGGAUGGUCGUUCACCCUGGGCUGACUACCUUGGGGCACUAUUAAAAUGGACCUUGUGGACCCCGGACUCUCCCCAGAGUAGCUCGAAUAAACCACCCAA